AUGUUUAUUUUGCGGAUGAUAUACUUCGUUCUUUUCAUAUGUAACCAACAACGAAAGUAUGUUUCGGAAGCUCCGUAUUUGUUAUAUUCGUUAAAAGAAGAACUGGAAAUGGCAUCCGAGCAAACAAGUGAAAAGCAUAUAAGGAAUGACUCAAGAUGCCCGAAAGAAGUUAUUCAUUACUGCUCCACGGGUGAAAUCCUUUCAGACUUUCGCAUUGAGCCAGUUGCAGUAAAAACUAAAUCGAACGCUUUGAAUGCACUACAACUGAUGCCUACACCACCCGAACUCACCAAUCAACGCACUCAUAUUAGACGUAAUAUCGUCAUUUCAGUGACUUGUGAAACUUUGAAGAAUCAGUUACGAGAACGAAUUAGAAGACUAGGUGUUUACGAAUAUAAACGUUGUGUGAAUCAACAUACAAAAGUAUUGGUUGUUGAUAACGACACCAGGAUAACAUCGAACCAUUUGAAAGCAAUCUUAAUUGGCGUACGAAUCGUUGGUGAAGAAUGGGUGUAUAAAUCAUGGGAAAAGGGUUGUUGGUUAAAUCCGACGAAUACUUAUUGCAUUCCGAAGUGGUAUAGAAUGUAUAAACGUUGCAAGGGUCGUGGGAUGAAGAAUUUAUUUGCUGGUUCAGAGUUGUUUUUCGUUUCAACAGGAUGUUCUCUACCUUAUGAGACGAUAACAUUUCUCAUCUCUUACGGUGGUGGCAAGUUGACGAAACGAAUCUGUGAAGCUGAUGUUGUAAUAAGUGGUUGUAAGCAUCGCUCAAAUAUCAUCAAAUUCAUGUCAAAAACAAAGCCUGUACGAGUAGUGGUUGUUCAGUGGGUCAUUGAUAGUAUUCUGAAAGGUUCAAGAAGACCUUUCGCCGAAUAUGAGCAUGAGCUUACGCAACACUUUUCAACGGCAUUCGUUUCAAAACUUGAAGUGUACGAUUCUGAAAUCGCUUAUGAAGAUGACGAUCGUAACACAUCAUCUGAAAGUUCGUUCACUGAGUUCGGCACGCCAAAAUGUGAUAAUCUCAAAGUAGAAACGAUAUCUAUUAGUGGUACACCAAUGAAACUAAAUGAAAACGAGUGCUAUGUCUAUACGCCUUCAAACGUAAACCAGUCAACGUCAAAUACUUCUGACCUGUAA
Molecule: messenger RNA, 1134 nt
Organism: Anisakis simplex (herring worm)
Lineage: Eukaryota; Metazoa; Nematoda; Chromadorea; Rhabditida; Anisakidae
Source: the annotation of a GenBank genome assembly